Tarenaya hassleriana is the source of this 1779-nucleotide messenger RNA. RefSeq names its product 6-phosphogluconate dehydrogenase, decarboxylating 2, chloroplastic. The record is from RefSeq and is a predicted model, not a curated record. Gene Ontology annotation, molecular function: NADP binding; phosphogluconate dehydrogenase (decarboxylating) activity; phosphogluconate 2-dehydrogenase activity. NCBI's taxonomy places the organism in Eukaryota, Viridiplantae, Streptophyta, Magnoliopsida, Brassicales, Cleomaceae. The transcript has a single exon. Gene Ontology annotation, cellular component: cytosol. Gene Ontology annotation, biological process: pentose-phosphate shunt; pentose-phosphate shunt, oxidative branch. Bases 141 to 1616 code for a protein of 491 amino acids.
UCACAUUUUGUCCCUUCGCUCCAUCGACGGGUCCGUCACUUUCAUCGUAUAAAUAUCUCCGCCAAACAUCGUUCUUCUUCUCUCUCGUUCAUCACCAUCUUCCUCUCUCUCUCUCUAGAAACCCUACCUCCCUCUCUCCCAUGGAAUCCGCCACACUCUCCCGCAUCGGCCUCGCCGGCCUUGCCGUCAUGGGGCAGAACCUCGCCCUCAACAUCGCCGAGAAGGGCUUCCCUAUCUCCGUCUAUAACCGAACCACCUCCAAAGUCGACGAGACUCUAGAUCGCGCCGCCGAGGAAGGGAAACUCCCCGUCUCCGGCCAAUACUCGCCUCGCGAUUUUGUCCUCUCGAUUCAACGCCCCAGAUCCGUCGUCAUCCUCGUCAAGGCCGGUGCUCCCGUCGACCAGACUAUCGCCGCUCUCUCCGAGCACAUGGAGCCCGGCGAUUGCAUCAUCGAUGGCGGAAAUGAGUGGUAUCAGAACACCGAGCGGCGGAUUCAGGAGGCGGAGCAGAAGGGUUUGCUGUAUUUGGGUAUGGGGGUCUCUGGCGGCGAAGAAGGCGCUCGUCAUGGUCCCUCGCUCAUGCCUGGUGGAUCUUUCCAGGCGUACAACAACAUCAAGGAUAUUCUCGGGAAAGUCGCGGCUCAGGUUGAGGAUGGUCCCUGUGUCACCUACAUCGGAGAAGGUGGAUCUGGUAAUUUCGUGAAAAUGGUCCAUAACGGGAUCGAGUAUGGUGAUAUGCAGCUGAUCUCUGAGGCUUACGACGUGUUGAAGAACGUCGGAGGGCUGAGCAACGACGAGCUCGCGGAGACCUUUACCGAUUGGAACCGAUGUGAGCUCGAGAGCUUUCUGAUUGAAAUUACUUCGGAUAUCUUUAGGGUAAAGGAUGAACAUGGAGAUGGAGAGUUAGUGGAUAAGAUAUUGGAUAAGACCGGCAUGAAAGGCACAGGGAAAUGGACCGUUCAGCAAGCGGCCGAGCUCUCUGUGGCGGCGCCGACAAUUGCUGCGUCGUUGGAUUGCCGCUACUUGAGUGGAUUGAAGGAGGAGAGGGAAAAUGCAGCCAAAGUGUUGAACGAGGCUGGAUUGAAAGAGGAAAUCGGUUCAGCCUCUCGUGGAAUUGACAAGAAGAGAUUGAUCGAUGAUGUGAGGCAAGCCCUGUAUGCUUCGAAAAUCUGCAGCUACGCUCAAGGCAUGAACUUGCUGAGGGCUAAGAGCUUAGAGAAAGGCUGGAACUUGAACUUGGGAGAAUUGGCUCGGAUCUGGAAAGGCGGGUGUAUCAUCAGGGCAGUGUUCUUGGACAGGAUCAAGAAAGCGUACCAGAGAAACCCGAACCUGGCAAGCCUUGUUGUGGAUCCAGAAUUCGCAAAAGAGAUGGUUCAGAGGCAAGCUGCUUGGAGGAGAGUGGUGGGUUUGGCCAUAUCCGCGGGAAUAAGCACGCCCGGCAUGUGUGCGAGCCUUGCGUAUUUCGAUACGUACAGGCGUGCCCGAUUGCCGGCGAAUCUUGUUCAGGCGCAGAGAGAUCUGUUUGGAGCUCAUACGUAUGAGAGGAUCGAUCUUCCAGGUUCGUACCACACUGAAUGGACUAAGCUUGCCAGGAAGAGCAAUGCGUCGUCCCCAUGAGCCAACUUUCUUUUCCACCUCUCGUGCUUCUUGUCUGAAUCUUCAUGUUCCUUCGUUUCGUCCUAAAAAUUUUCAUGCUUUUAGGCAUAGGAAAAACCCGAACCCAAUAUUGUUUCAAGAUUACUUUGUUCGGUUAAUAAGAAAUGCCAUGGCCUUUCUGCUA